Messenger RNA from Fusarium vanettenii 77-13-4, 1149 nucleotides. RefSeq lists its product as uncharacterized. The annotation marks the transcript as partial. The transcript has 7 exons. NCBI's taxonomy places the organism in Eukaryota, Fungi, Ascomycota, Sordariomycetes, Hypocreales, Nectriaceae. The record is from RefSeq and is a predicted model, not a curated record.
UGUCUAGUCAAGUUCCUCAAAGACUCGAAAUGCGAACCGACCGAUGCCGAAUGUAUAUGCGCCAACACAGUCCUUAACGACAAUGUCGGCGCCUGCACACUCACAAGCUGCACUGUGGUAGAAGCUCUUGCUGCGAGGAAUGGAACGGCAACGCUCUGUGGGGAGCCAGUAAGAGACAGGACUCUUAUCGCGCCAGUUGCAACUGCUGUAUCUGGGUCUUUGGCCUUGGCAUUCAUUGCGCUGCGUGUGUUUGAGUGUUUGUAUCAUAAGGAAUUUCAAUGGGCGGAUAUCUGUGCCGUUUGUGCAAUGGUGAGUGGGCAUCGUGGUUUGAAGGCCAACGGCUUUGGGAAGGAUAUCUGGACCCUGAGCGAGCAACAAAUCACAAAUGUCGUCAAGUACACCUGGGUCACACAAGUCUCGUACAUCCCAGCCAUCUGCCUGACCAAGAUCGCCAUCAUCUCCAUCUUUAUCCGAGUCUUCCCCCAAAAGAUCUUUCAGAUGGUAUGUUGGGGCACCAUAGCACACUGCGCCCUUUUCAUGGUGUCGACGACUAUCGCUGCCAUCCUAGCUUGCGUCCCCGUCGAGGCUGCUUGGACGAACUGGAAGGGAACAAAGGAGGGUGUCUGUUAUGAUAACAAUACCUUUUGGUGGGCUCAUUCGGCCAUCAAUAUCGUCACCGACUUGUGGAUCAUCGCUCUCCCCAUUCCUCAGCUUCUCAAGCUGCAGCUGGGAAGGAAGAAGAAGGUCUAUCUGAUUCUGAUGUUUAGCGUCGGUAUCAUUAUCACUGUCGUCAGCAUCGUCCGCUUCUCUGGUCUCGUCACGUACUCCGCGACCUCGAACCCAACGUACAAUAACGUCAUGGUUGCAACAUACAGUGUGAUCGAGUGCAACGUCUCCAUCAUCUGCUGCUGCAUGCCCGCCCUUCUCGCAUUCCUACGCCGAGCCUACCCAAGCUUGUUUGGCAGCACCAACCGUUCCCUCGAGUACCGAUCGAAAAGCAUUGGCGGCUCCAAGUCGCCGUUCCCAAGCAAUGGAAUUCAGAAGAGUGUGACGCAGUCAGUCUCUUACAUGCCAUGUUCUGACGAUUCCGAUGUGGUUGAGUUGAUGGAUGUGGAGGAGAACAAGCCGGACCGAUAUCACAGGUGGUAG